Messenger RNA from Penicillium oxalicum, 285 nucleotides. RefSeq lists its product as uncharacterized. Bases 1 to 285 code for a protein of 94 amino acids. The record is from RefSeq and is a predicted model, not a curated record. NCBI's taxonomy places the organism in Eukaryota, Fungi, Ascomycota, Eurotiomycetes, Eurotiales, Aspergillaceae. The transcript has a single exon.
AUGUUGAGCGUGGAGCAAACGAUUCCAAAAGGAACCAAGACCCGUGCAUUUGUACCGUAUGGGUAUGGUAUGGAUCUGUAUCACUCUGGACUGGGCCGUGGACAGACGACUCGGACCGUCCUUCUUGAAACCGCAACCGGCCCCGCGGGACCAGGAUUCCCGCCCAUGGCGAUGGGCGCGGGACGGGGCGAAAUGUCGGUUGUCUGUUGCGAAAGGUCGCAACCCAACCCAAAUGGAUCAUCCCCGCUUCCACUGAUCCUGGGCCAGUCAGACGCCGCCGUUUGA